Aureobasidium musti is the source of this 1977-nucleotide messenger RNA. The record is from the annotation of a GenBank genome assembly. NCBI's taxonomy places the organism in Eukaryota, Fungi, Ascomycota, Dothideomycetes, Dothideales, Saccotheciaceae.
AUGGGCGGGCCUACUCCCAACUCCGGUACGCCAAACAACGCGUCCAGUGGAGACAUAUCCCGCCAGAAGCUCAACACAUAUAUCUACGACUAUUUUCUCAAGCACGGCAACCACGAAGUCGCCCGUAGCAUCCUCAAGACUGUCGAUCUCGACCUAGAUCCGCAUCAGAGCCCGGAUCGCAAAGACAUCAAUGGCGUGAGCGACUCGAUGGACACCGACUCCAAAGACAACAACAAGAAACCCGACGACCUGCCUUCACCCAACGUGCCAGCCGCUUCAGACGGCAGCUUCCUGUACGACUGGUGGCACCAGUUCUGGGAGUGUUUUAAUGCACAACACGGUCGAGGCAAUAACACGCAGACUGCAAAGUAUCUGACCAACGUCCAGGCCCGAAUGGCCAGCGAGCGACAGAGGCUGAUGCGCGUCGAUCCCCAGAUGCAAGCCAAUAUGGCCAUGCGCCCCGGCAUGGUUGGCCCUGGUAUGCCAGUACCUCCCGAGAUGGCCAAGAAGUUCGGCCUCCAACCUGGCCGUCAACCCACGCAGCAGCAAGUGGUACAGAUGCAGCAGCAAAUGCGCAUGCAACAGAUGGCUCAACUGCAGCAAACCGCCAUGCAGAGAGAGGGCUCGACUAUGGAGCAAAGACCCGCUUCUCCUGGUGGCGGCGGCGGCGACGCCGCUCCAUCGCCCAAACGUCAGCGACUGGAGGGCAACUUCAACGGCGCCAUGGGCCCUAUGGGACGCGGCCAGCCUCCGGGCAUGCCCGGACAACAGAUGGCCAACCCUCAGGCAAAAGCCAUGCAACAGGUAUAUGCCAACUCCAUGCGCCAGCAUAUGCAAUCCGCCAUGGAUUCUAACGUGGACAAGGGGUUGAUGCCUAACGGAGCACCUCAGAUGCCGCAGGAUCCCAAUUCGGCCGAAUUCUUCAACACGCAGAUGCGUCCCAUGCCUGGCCAGCAGCCGCCACCCAAUGCGAACAGCAACCACGCCCUCCAGGACUACCAGAUGCAGUUGAUGCUGCUAGAACAGCAGAACAAGAAGCGCCUGUUGAUGGCUCGCCAAGAACAAGACAACAUGACCAAUGGACCCAACGGCCCCGUACCUGCUUCUGGUCAGCCUCAAAACUUCGCGCCAGCCAUGUCGCCCUCCAACAGCAGGGCUGGUCCCUCUCCAGGCCCCAACGAGCAGAUGCGACGCGGCACUCCCAAGAUGGCCCCCGGUGUCGUCCCCUCUCCCACGGCCGACGGUGGCAUGCCCGGUCGCGCAUCUCCUGCUCCCGGCCAGUUCGACCCAAACAAUCCUAUGAACCCAGCCAUGUUCCCAAUGGCCAUGAUGAAAGGUCCCAACGGCCAGAUGAUGCAGCCUCCCAGCUCGCAUCCUGCCUUUGCUCAGAUGAAUCAGCAACAACAGAUGGACAUGUUCCGCCAGGCUCAAGCACGCAAUGGCCAGGCGCAGAUGGCCAAUGGCUUUAUGCCCCAACCGGCCCCACCACAACCACCCAACAUGACGCCUCAGCAGCGCAAUGCGGCUAUGCCUCCUCCGCCUGCUCCUGGUAACGAUGGUGCCAGAGCUGCAAACAAGCCCAACACCAAGUCCAAAAAAGAUAAUUCUAAGGCAGCAAAUAAGGGUGGUAAGAAGGGAACAACCGGCGCAACUCCUCAAGAGUCGACUGAACAGCCCCCAACUCCGACUCCAGCACCACCAAUCACACCCCAGCCAAGUUCAGCUUUCCCUCCGAAACCAGGCCAGCCUCAGAAUCAACAACCGUCCAACUCGCAACCCGGUAUGCCUGGACAGCAAAAUCCAGGCGGCGACAUCAUUGGCGGUCUCGAUUUCGAAAUGGGCGGCCCAGAUGUGCUUGAUAAUUUCGAUUUCGAUUCCUUCCUCACGACUGACGGCGGCGCCGACGGCUUCGGUUUUGACCCUAGCGGCAUGAACUUCGGCACUGAUGGCGGACUCGAAGCAGGCGGUGAUCUCUGA